This is a messenger RNA of Closterium sp. NIES-67, 1579 nucleotides long. Lineage: Eukaryota; Viridiplantae; Streptophyta; Zygnematophyceae; Desmidiales; Closteriaceae. The record is from the annotation of a GenBank genome assembly.
UCGCUCACACCGCUUUGGCAUGAACCUGAGUGUGAGCGAGAAGCAGCCUUGAUGGUCGGGCAGGCAGUGGUUGCCGUGCCUCGAACGUCAAGGGCAGCUGCCGUGAUGGUGCGAUGGGGCAGCUCCAAUGUCGAGCCGAGCCGACCUCAAGAGCAAGUGGUCGCCUCGACUUUGCCCUCCCAUUGGCGAAAGAUCAAACCAAACCUUUGCCUAAGUUCAACGAGUUUCGGCGAAUUUCUCGGAGCUCUUUCAUUCCCCCAAGCCUCCCCGGUUUCCCAAGCCUCCCGGUCUAGUCCCUUCAAAACUUUCACUCUGGUUCCCUUUCUCAGCUCCGUCUAUUUUGCCCGCUUCGUUUCGUCAUUUCCCGUCAGUUUACCUCCUUAGAAAGCACAUCCGUCGCCGUCAGUUACCCUCCGUCAAAGCACUACAGAUAUCUCCCACUCUAGCCCUGUCAGUCACAUCACAUCUCCAUCCCUACCCAUACCUUCCUAGUCUAGAGACUCCUUGCAUUUUCAGCCUUUCGGCCUGUCCCUUCGUGUUCGUCGUUCACAGCCAUGGACUCUGCUAAAGUGGCUCUUCUGUCUACGAAGGACGGCGAUUCCACCGUCAACGGCAUGGAGGCUGGCAUUCGCCGGCUCGGCUUUCCUACGGGGUCCCUUCUGAGCGUGAACCGCAAGGGCGACGACCUGCUGGAGAUUAACCUUCCGCGGAAUGGCUUCUCCUCUCGCGCUCUCUUCCUCUACGUCUUCUUCCUGAUCUACGUGGCAAUCUUCGCCGUUUUCUUUGUCGACCUUGAUGCGCUCACUCCUUCCACGGCGGAUUUUUGCUCCACGUGUCCUCUUAUCGGCCUCGGGUCUCUGGUCAUCCUUGUCUCCAUCUUCAUUGUCGUCAAGGCCCUGUCUCGCCGCCACGUCACCUUCACGCCCUCCGAGUUCACCAUGACGUCGUCCUUCCUCGGCCGCAAGUGCGGCUGCCGCAAGUCCUCGGUGGUCGGCAAGCCUUCUGACAUCCUCAACGUCAAGAUUGUGGUUUCGGGGGGCCAAUUUGCGGGCUUCAUGACGGCCUGUGAGAUCUCAGAGGGCGUUCGCUCGCACCGCUUUGGCAUGAACCUGAGUGUGAGCGAGAAGCAGUACCUCGUGCAGCAGAUUGGGGAGUUUGUUGGGUGCCCCUACUCCACUCAGGUCCAGCUGGCGUAAAUACAGCACUUGCGGGUGUGUGUAUAUACGGACUGGUAUAAUUGCAGUCCUGGCUGCCCUGCUUGAUGCCGGCAGUGUCAAUAUGGCUAUGGCCAAGUGUGUAUAUGACAUGCUGGGGGGAUGUAGCAGGGGGAAGGCCUGUGUGGCUUUUCCCCUUGUGUAAAACCAGUGAUACUGUAUUGAUUUCUCUUCCCCUGGUGGUGCAAAAGGCUGGAACGUGCGGUUACCCAUGCCAGAAACCUCAAUACUCGACGAAGGGUCACAAACUAAAGCCUGGAGCAGGAUUCGGGAAGCCUGGAGCAAUGCCUGUGCAGCUGAUGAGCACAGAACUAUCUGUGCUGCUGAUAUUUGUGCGGUACCGGUAACAGAGCUUGGUCGAGACG